This is a messenger RNA of Pipistrellus nathusii (Nathusius's pipistrelle), 1269 nucleotides long. NCBI's taxonomy places the organism in Eukaryota, Metazoa, Chordata, Mammalia, Chiroptera, Vespertilionidae. The record is from the annotation of a GenBank genome assembly.
AUGGCCGGAGCCGAGGGGCGGCCGUCGGAGCUGGAGCCCGUGGUGUCGCUGGUGGACGUCCUGGAGGAGGACGAGGAGCUGGAGAACGAGGCGUGCGCCGUCCUGGGGGGCAGCGACUCCGAGAAGUGCUCCUACUCGCAGGGCUCCGUAAAGAGACAAGCACUAUAUGCCUGUGGUACCUGCACCCCCAAGGGAGAAGAACCAGCAGGGAUUUGCCUAGCUUGCAGUUAUGAAUGUCAUGGAAGUCAUAAACUAUUUGAGCUAUAUACAAAAAGAAAUUUUCAUUGUGAUUGUGGAAACAGCAAGUUUAAGAAUUUGGAAUGCAAAUUAUUUCCUGACAAAGCAAAGAUAAAUUCUGGCAAUAAGUAUAAUGACAACUUUUUUGGAUUGUAUUGUAUUUGUAAGAGACCUUAUCCUGAUCCUGAAGACGAGAUUCCAGAUGAGAUGAUCCAGUGCGUAGUGUGUGAAGACUGGUUCCAUGGAAGGCAUCUUGGUGCCUCGCCCCCGGAGAGUGGGGAUUUCCAGGAGAUGGUGUGCCAGGCCUGCAUGGAGCGCUGCUCUUUCCUGUGGGCGUAUGCUGCACAGUGGGCAGUAACCAAAGUACCUGCUGAGGAUGAUGGGUUGGCUCUGAAUGUUGAUGGAAUAGGUGAUGAGGAAGUUACCAAACCUGAAAAUGGAGAGCAUCACGAUAGUCCCCUCAAAGAGGAUGUUCCAGAACAUGCAAAAGAUGCUGUCAAGGCAGUUAAAGCAGAGCAGACGAAUGAACCGUGUGCCAGCUCUAGUUCUGAAUCUGAUCUCCAGGCAGUAUUUAAGAAUCAACAUCUCAACCCAGAAUCACAGUCUGGCUGCAAAUUUCAGGAGCUUAAAGCUAAGCAUUUUAUGAAGAAAGACACUGCCACCUUCUGGCCCCUGAACUGGCGUAGCAAGUUGUGUACCUGCAAAGACUGUAUGAGAAUGUAUGGCGAUCUAGACGUCCUGUUCCUGACAGAUGAAUAUGACACAGUCCUGGCUUACGAAAACAAGGGCAAGGUUGACCAGGCGGCUGACAGGACAGAUCCUUUAAUGGACACCCUGAACAGCAUGAACAGAGUCCAGCAAGUGGAACUCAUUUGUGAAUAUAAUGACUUGAAGACUGAACUUAAAGACUACCUGAAGAGAUUUGCCGAUGAAGGCACGGUUGUAAAGAGAGAGGACAUCCAGCAGUUCUUUGAAGAGUUUCAGUCCAAGAAGAGAAGAAGAGUGGACGGGAUGCAGUAUUAUUGCAGCUAG